This is a messenger RNA of Tupaia belangeri chinensis (Chinese tree shrew), 555 nucleotides long. Its product is annotated as histone H3.3-like. The transcript is spliced from 2 exons. Gene Ontology annotation, cellular component: nucleosome. Bases 1 to 555 code for a protein of 184 amino acids. Lineage: Eukaryota; Metazoa; Chordata; Mammalia; Scandentia; Tupaiidae. Gene Ontology annotation, molecular function: protein heterodimerization activity; DNA binding; structural constituent of chromatin. The record is from RefSeq and is a predicted model, not a curated record.
AUGCACAGAUUGUCUUUCCUGAAAGCUUCAGUUAGUGGGAAGUUGGCCCACAAAGGUUCUGGUGGAAUUCAGCAAUUCUACAAACUUCUGUUGACAAUAUAUUCAAAUACAUAUCCCUCUUUAAGAGAAGAUGGAUAUAGAAGUACCUUCCGCAUGCAAUAUCAGACAGCCCGCAAAUCCACCGGUGGUAAAGCACCCAGGAAGCAACUAGCUACAAAAGUCGUUCGCAAGAGUGCGCCCUCUACUGGAGUGAAGAAACCUCAUCGUCACAGGCCAGGUACUGUGGCACUCCAUGAAAUUAGACGUUAUCAGAAGUCCGCUGAACUGCUCAUUCGCAAACUUCCUUUCCAGCGUCUGGUGCGAGAAAUCGCUCAGGAUUUCAAAACAGAUCUGCGCUUCCAGAGCGCAGCUAUUGGUGCUUUGCAGGCGGCAAGUGAGGCCUAUUUGGUUUGCCUUUUGGAAGAUACCAAACUGUGUGGUAUCCAUGCCAAACGUCUAACAAUUAUGCCAAAAGAUAUCCAGCUGGCACACCGCAUACAUGGAGAACGUGCUUAA